Molecule: messenger RNA, 415 nt
Organism: Hyla sarda
Lineage: Eukaryota; Metazoa; Chordata; Amphibia; Anura; Hylidae
Product: histone H2A type 1
Exons: 1
Coding region: 23-415 (130 amino acids)
Cellular component (GO): nucleosome
Molecular function (GO): protein heterodimerization activity; structural constituent of chromatin; DNA binding
Source: RefSeq, a predicted model, not a curated record
CAUUUGGGAUUCACUUACCAUUAUGUCUGGACGCGGCAAACAAGGAGGGAAGGUUCGGGCUAAGGCAAAGACCCGCUCAUCCCGGGCAGGACUCCAGUUCCCCGUCGGUCGUGUGCACAGGCUUCUCCGCAAAGGGAACUACGCCGAGAGGGUGGGCGCCGGUGCUCCCGUGUACCUGGCCGCUGUGCUGGAGUAUUUAACCGCUGAGAUCCUGGAAUUGGCCGGUAAUGCCGCCCGGGACAACAAGAAGACCCGCAUCAUCCCCCGUCACCUGCAGUUGGCCGUGCGCAAUGACGAGGAGCUGAACAAGCUGCUGGGAGGGGUGACCAUCGCCCAGGGAGGCGUCCUCCCCAACAUCCAGGCUGUGCUGCUGCCCAAGAAGACCGAGAGCAGCAAAGCGGCAAAGAGCAAGUGA